Asterias rubens (European starfish) is the source of this 3642-nucleotide messenger RNA. Its product is annotated as macrophage mannose receptor 1-like. Bases 1 to 3642 code for a protein of 1213 amino acids. The record is from RefSeq and is a predicted model, not a curated record. NCBI's taxonomy places the organism in Eukaryota, Metazoa, Echinodermata, Asteroidea, Forcipulatida, Asteriidae. Gene Ontology annotation, molecular function: signaling receptor activity. The transcript is spliced from 19 exons.
AUGAAGCAUCUGGAUCAGCAGAAGAUCUUAACUGAAAAUCAACAUGGAUUUCGUGCUCAGCACUCAUGCGAGACACAACUCAUUCAGACGAUUCACGACUUGGGGAAGUCAUUGGACACCAGAAGCCAAACCGACAUGGUGAUAAUGGAUUUUUCAAAGGCGUUUGAUUCCGUACCACACAAGCGUCUCCUUCAUAAAAUCAACAGCUAUGGAAUCAACAGUAACACCUUCAACUGGAUCUCCAAUUUCCUCACUCAAAGAAAACAACGGGUUGUCAUCAAUGGUGGCACAACUCUACAAGAGACAGCAUCUCAUUCAUACUUGGGGGUUGAGAUAACCAAUGACCUUAAAUGGGGGAACCAUAUCCAAUCAAUCUCUGCCAGAGCGAACAGAGCCCUUGGCUUUAUUAGACGCAACCUACACUGCUGCCCUCAAGAUCUCAAGUCCAUCGCUUACCAGAACCUGGUUCGCCCACUUCUGGAGUACUCGACAAUCAUUUGGGAUCCCUACACACAGGAACAAAAAGACAAACUCGAGAUGAUACAGAGAAGAGCAGCCCGCUUCGUCUGCAGAGACUACAACCGCACAAGCAGUGUUACAACUAUGCUAAAAUCUCUCCAGUGGGACACCCUGGAAAGCAGACGGAAAGUGGCACGAAUUUCAAUGCUCCACAAAAUCCACCAUGGUCAGGCUGCCGUCCCGGCAGGAAAGUUCUUACAGCCGGUCACACGCCAAUCCAGACACAAUCACAACAAGGCCUACCAACUGUUCUCCGCAAACAAAGACUGUUUCAAAUAUUCAUACUUCCCCCAAACAGUAAAAGACUGGAACACAUUACCACCAGACAUCAUAGCCAUCACGAACAAUAAGAUCUUUAAAGGAGCCGUCAUAUCUCACCUAAGAAGUACGUGUCCGAAAGUCUCAGUUGGGCAGUAUUUCCAGCUAGAUGAUUGGUGUUACAUCGCCCAAGGAAUGGAAACGCCAUUGUCCUUCAAGGAUGCGAAUGCCGACUGUAAAACGCUCGGUUCUGACGGUACGGGUAGUUUGGUUGUCAUCACUGCACAGCAGACGCAAUCUCUCCUGUCUGCCAUGUUAGGCUAUAUGAACGAGAGGAAUGCCUGGAUAGGUCUCUCUCAGAAGCUACUAAGACCAUUUCAGUGGGUCGAUGGCACAUCUCUUAGUUACACUAACUGGGCCCCUACAGAACCCAAUGGAUUUGGAAUUGUUCCUGGAAUAGGAAUUGACUGCGUGGAACUUGUUAAUGACAUACUCCACCCUGGAAGCUGGUAUGAUGUCCCUUGCUUAACAAAAAAUGCUUAUAUUUGUCAAGUUAAGGCAGUUGACGCGACCAUUGUACCUCCAAUAUCAACGGAGUGCCCCCUUAAAGACUACACCAACUUCUUCUCAUCUUGCUACCGCCUGUACCUGGACCCCAAGACCUUUGAUGAAGCCCAGAAGACGUGCCAGAAAGACUCUGCGAUUGACAGCUUCCUCGCUACUACUGACGUAGGCUAUGAGAAUGCCCUCCUUGAGUUUCUCAUCUACAGACAAGGAGCAGGUGCAUCUUCAGUUUGGAUUGGUCUACAAAAGGAUACAACAACUGCUCAAUUCAAGUGGUUAGACGAUUACCCAGUGGUCUUCACUAACUGGGGAGUGAACCAGCCUGACUCAAGCAAUACUGAGCGAGCUUGUACACAAAUAGUGACUGAUCCAUCCAGUGCAUCAUGGGAUGAUACUACCUGCGACACCAAGCUGCCAUUUUUCUGCAAGUUUAGAAUUGGAGGACACCGUCCCCCAGUUGUUACUGAACCGCCCACGACUGGGAACUGUCCCAGCGGAUGGGAAAAAUAUGGUUCGGACUGCUAUCUCUUCCAAUCAUCCAAUCCCAAAGUCAACCAGAACCGGGCCCAGUAUAACUGCUACCUUAAUUAUGGAUCACAGCUAGUGACCAUACACUCCACUGGACAGAAUGAUUUCAUCAGUAAGAAGUCAAAAGAGAAAGGAUACAGCGCUGUGUGGAUUGGCUUGGAGAGAAAUGGAAAUGGUGGUUUCCGAUGGCAGGAUGAUUCUCCACUAGAUUUUGAGAACUGGGCAAACAAGCAACCUGACGUUCCACUCCUACAGCAAUGUGUCAAGCUUUACCCUGAUUUGUUUGGCCACUGGAAAGAUGAACUCUGCUUUUCCAAUGCAAACUCUGUGUGUAUGAUGCCACAGUACCAAGACGGGCAAGCACCUAAUUCUACCAUAUGCCCAACAAACAGUGACUGGAUACUGAAUGGUGACUACUGUUACAUGUUCUCUGAGCCGAUAGAGAACUCUGGAUAUUCAUGGCAGGAUUCUCAAGAGUGGUGCAACAAACACGCAGGCCACCUUGCGUCCAUCGAAAAUCAAGCUGAACAGGACUUUCUGAAUGAGUUGCAUUUUCAGCUCAUUCCCGAUUUCUGGAUUGGUUUGAAAGAAACAUCGGAUAAUUCAUAUACAUGGUCUGAUGGCUCUGCUUACUCUUUCCAACUCUGGGAUGAGGGAGAACCUAACGACUUCAAUGGCGCAGAACAGUGUGUAGAACUCAACAUGUGGAAAGGUGGUAAAUGGAAUGAUGUUAACUGUGGAGUAAAACAAAGCUACAUCUGCAAAAAGCCCAAGGAUGCAAUUUCAAGUGUUGCCACUCCAACGGACAAACCGCUGACGGGAGGAUGCCCGGAUGGAUGGUUUCAGACGAUCACUAAAUGUUACAAGGUCUUUGGUGGACCUAGCAACCAGAAGACAAGGACAGAGGCUCAGGCUGAGUGUAAGAAACACAAUAAUGGUAACCUGGCAAUCAUCUUGAACAGCGGAGAGCAAGCGCUUCUAUCAUCACUGAUGGAGAGUGAUAGUGAAUCCCUGUGGAUUGGUCUGAGUAAUAUCGGUUCACCCAAUGGACAGUAUCAAUGGAGCGAUGGAUCUAAGAUUGAUUACACAAACUGGGACAGAGGACAACCACAGGGAUGGAACGACCCAGAUGUACCGCAGAAUGACUGUGUACGAAUGAUGAAUUCACCACAUAACCCUGGUAAAUGGUCAAACGUCUUCUGCUACAUCAAAUCUGGUUUUGCCUGCACCACAGAUUCAUCAAUGCAAAACUACUACAUCUUGAUGCACAGAUUAACAAAGAAUAUGGUGUUGGAACAGCUUAUCAAGAGGAUUCAAUUUUGUCAUUUUGUUGUAGCUCCUGAUUAUCCAUACCAGGAGAUAAAAUUUGAAACUACAUGCAGCAACAAGGAUUAUUUGAGUUUCCACGGUUCUUGCUUCAAGUACGACACAACAAAGAGAACAUACGACGAAGCUGUAGAGUUCUGUAAAGCAGAUGGGACAUCAAUAGCAUCUAUAAGGGAUGGCUUUGAUGAUUCCAUUAGUGUGGUACUACUCUAUGUUCAUCAGUUGACUGAUGCCUGGAUUGGGCUACGUAAAAACAGUUUCACAGAAGUAUACGAGUGGGGAGACGGAUGGCCUUAUCUGUACACCAACUGGGCACCAGGACAGCCUAGUUGGACGGGUACCAAUCAUGGAUGUGUCAGCUUAGGUAGAGAAGGCUACUGGUACGACAGAACCUGUUCUGGAACAGAGAAACAUGCUACCAUAUGCAAAGAAGCUCAAGGUAAAUAG